CAACACACAACCAUUCAUGCGAGCAUCAUGGCACACGUACACAUGCCUCCCUCGAAAGCAGACUCCUUUCCCCCGCUCCCGGGGAACCUCGACGCCCGCCAUCACGAUUUACAGGGCGAAUACGCCCGCGACAGCAACGGCCAUAUCGCACCCGACGCACAAUACACUCCAUACCUUGGGCUGAGAGCAAAGUUAUCACAGGUGUGGAUCAACAAAUGGACGAUCCUGCUGCUGCUCGUCCUCGCAAGAGUCCUCCUGGCCAUCCAGGGCCUUGAUAACAACAUCGCAUCCGCCAAAGCCAAAGCUCUCUCGGCAUGCACGAGCGUGGAGAAUGUGGGCAGCGCUAUGGCUUCGAUGCCUCACUACAUGUCAGGGGGCGUCAACGCCAUGGCUGCCAGCGGCGUAACGAAAGCCGUAAAUGGUCUUAUGAGCAUGUUGAUGCUUGCGGUUACGGGGGUCGAAGAGAUCGUUCUAUUCAUCAUCAACAUGAUGACCUCGACUUAUAUUUGCUUGAUUACGUUGGUUGUUGGAGGAGCAUUGCACGCCGCCUUGGAAGUCAUCGAUAAGGCAGGCCAGUUCCUCAACAAGACCUUGGGUACCGUUACAGGCGAGAUUACGGACGGCAUUAAUGGUUUCCAAAGCCAUAUGAACACCUUCCUCAAGGACAUCGCUGGAGUCACCGGACUUUUCGGGGGCAAAUCAAGCCCGCCAACCAUCGAUCUCACGUCAGAGAUGAACAAGCUGAAGAGCAUCAACUUCAAUGCCGCCAACCUCGACACCAACGUCAAGGCACUCGAUGCCAAGAUCCCAGACUUCAGCGAGGUCCACAACUUCACCAACAACCUGAUCCGCACGCCCUUUGAGGAGAUCAAGAAGCUGAUCAACGCGUCGACAAUCGGGUACAGGUUUGACAAGUCCGUCUUCCCCGUCGCCCAGAAGGAGGCUCUUACCUUCUGCUCCGACAACAACGGCAUCAACGAUUUCUUCAAUGGUCUUUCUAAAACUGCCGAUGUCGCCCGCAAGGCUUUCAUCGGUAUCGUCGUUGCCCUGGCGAUCAUCGCCUGUGUGCCCAUGGCCUACCGCGAGAUUCGGAAGUGGCGCAUCACCAAGCAGCGCGCCCUGCUCAUCCAGAAGCAGGCGUUCGACCCAAUGGACUUGAUGUACCUCGUCGCGCGCCCCUACACCUCAACCGCCGGCAUCAAAGUAGCCUCUAAAAUGAAGACCACUAAAAAACAGGUUCUCAUGCGUUGGUUCGUCGCGUACAUCACCACCAUCCCCGCCCUCUUCGUCCUCCUCCUCGCAUUCGCGGGCUUCUUCUCCUGCCUCUGCCAAUACAUCCUCGUGCGCACAAUCGAGAAGGAAGUCCCCGCCCUAACCAACCAAGUCGGCGACUUCAGCCAAAACGUCGUCCUCGCCCUCAACAACGCGUCCGAGCAAUGGGCCACCGGCGCCAACAGCGUCAUCACCUCCACAAACACCAAGAUCAACACCGACGUCUUUGGCUGGGUAACCACCUCCACCACCGCAGUAAACCACACCCUCAACGUCUUCGUGGACAUGGUCGACAGCCUCCUCAACGAGACCUUUGGUGGCACCAUCCUCUACACCCCCAUCCAAGAGAGCCUCAACUGCCUCCUCCUCCUCAAAAUCCAGGGUAUCGAGAAGGGCCUAACCUGGGUCCACGAUAACGCCCACGUCGCCUUCCCGCUUUUUGAAAAGGACGUCUUCUCCCUCGGCGCGGCGGCUUCGUUGUCGGGUGAGCCGGAUGCGGAGUCCUUCCUCGCGUCGCCAGGGUCGAGCGCCUCGGAUGAUAUCUCGGGGGCUGUUCAGCACGUGGUGGAUUUCAUGUACAAGACCAUCCGCGAGGAAGCCAUCAUCGCCACCGUCCUCUUCGCCGUCUACCUUCUCAUCGUGCUCACCGGCGCCAGCCGCCUCAUGGUCGGGCUCAUGACCCGCGACAAGACGCGCGCCGAAGGCGGAGGCGCCCCGGCGUUUUCCCCGCCGUAUGAGGAGCGUGAGAUGAGGCCGGCGGAGUUUGGCGCGUUUAGAGGGGAGGUGGAGACGCCAUUUCCGAGGGAUAAUCAAGAUGGGCCGUGGAUGGUGGGUGCGGUUGGGGGGGAGCAGCUGGAGAAGGUCGGGCAUGUGGGACAUGGAGCGCAGAGGAGUGUGGGGGAGGCGAGUGUGGGGGGGCAUGGGAGGGCGAGUAGUUAUGGGUUUGUGGGGGAGAAGGGGGGGUGA
Messenger RNA from Pseudogymnoascus destructans, 2238 nucleotides. RefSeq names its product plasma membrane fusion protein prm1 (gene PRM1). Bases 28 to 2238 code for a protein of 736 amino acids. NCBI's taxonomy places the organism in Eukaryota, Fungi, Ascomycota, Leotiomycetes, Thelebolales, Thelebolaceae. The transcript has 2 exons. Gene Ontology annotation, cellular component: mating projection tip. The record is from RefSeq and is a predicted model, not a curated record.